This is a messenger RNA of Mytilus trossulus (common blue mussel), 2438 nucleotides long. Its product is annotated as contactin-5-like. The record is from RefSeq and is a predicted model, not a curated record. Gene Ontology annotation, molecular function: cell-cell adhesion mediator activity. The coding region runs from base 410 to 1867 and encodes 485 amino acids. Gene Ontology annotation, cellular component: plasma membrane; axon. Gene Ontology annotation, biological process: dendrite self-avoidance; homophilic cell-cell adhesion; axon guidance. The transcript has 4 exons. NCBI's taxonomy places the organism in Eukaryota, Metazoa, Mollusca, Bivalvia, Mytilida, Mytilidae.
ACAGAUAAACAUCGCCGAUGUUUUAUCAAUAUGUUUAUAUACCGUUCUACAGAAAAAGUAAUUCCGUGGUAAUCUGAUCUCUACAGUGCAUUACUGAACAGCCGUAGAUAAAGGUUAUAGGCAUAUUAAACCUGUUGCAGUGCCAACGCGUGUAUACAUACUGUGCUAAUAUAUACGUUAAUUAUUUCAAGGUUUGCGAUUUAUGAGAUCUAAUUAUUGGUAAUAAGAAGGACAUACGAAAGUGAUUUUUUUCGGAAUCAUUUCGAGUGUGAAGUUGAGUUUGACCCGCUGUUUUUCGUGACCUCUUAGGAUUUUUUAUUGGAAUUUAGUAAUUUUAUAAUAUAGUGUUCUGAAUGGGAUGUAAUUAUUGUUUCCAGAGCUUUAUUUUGUGUGUGUAAUUUUUGUUGACAUGGCAGACGUUGAAGAACCAAAAGAUAGUCGUUUUGAUGACGUUGACCUUGAGAGUAUUUUAGCAAGGGUAGAAAGACGAGGACCUUUGACCUUUACGAGGAAGCGAUGCUUAUAUCGAGCUCCUGAAUUUGUCAAAAAAUUACCAAAAGAGGAAACAGUCGAGGAAGGAUCAACAGUAAAGUUUGAAUGUAAAGCAGUUGGCUUUCCUAAACCUACGUUAAACUGGACUAAAGAUUUAGAAAUAUUACCAGAUAAUCCAAGAAUUACAUUCCAAUAUGGAGAAUUAGGUGAGGCAUCUAUAGAGAUACAGAAGAUUAAAAAAUCCGAAGAAGGUAGUUACCGAUGUAAAGCGGAAAAUGCCGAAGGUUCAGCCUCGUCUUCAAUAUAUAUCUCGAUCAAAGCAAAACCUAACUCACCUAAGAGGUCACAAGAGCGGGUCACUUUCAAAUCAACCUUUAACCCUAUCCCAGAGAGGAUAGACGAGGAGGAAAGAGAGGCAGAGGAAAUUAGAAAACAACCAAAGUCACCACUCACAUAUUUAUAUGAUGGGGUCACCAUCAAGGCACAAUCAUGGCCAGAUUUUCUUGGCAACUGGGCUUUCCUAGCAUCGGAUACCAGCAAUAUUUACGACAACAUGGACUACAUCGACGAUGAAGACGUAUUUUUACCAGGAUUGGUAGAAAAUUCAGACAACGAUAUUUACAAUUGCGGCAUUGAAAUGGAUUCUGACAAGGAAAAUGUUUUCGGAAAUGACCUUAAAAAUUCCCCAAUUCCGAAUCUAGUUUUCGAAAAUAAAAAUUUGACAAACAUGAAAGCAGAUAAAAAUUUGAACAGUUCUAUUAAAUUGUGUGAAGGAUUAGUCAAAGAUGAAAAUGCAAAUCAUCGGUUAUUGGUCGUCUGCAAGUCCAGCGAUCAACACUCGAACGAUAAUCAAAGGAACAUAGGUACCAACUCAGAAUUAGGUUUUCCUGAUAAUGGUCAUGCGCCAAAGUUAAAAUCCUCUGUCGAACUUACAGAGAUUUCAAAAAAUAAUAAACAGACGAACUCAGAUUUAUCAAAAGGAAGUACAAAAGGACGAGAAGCAGAGAAAACUGAGCCGAUUAACGGUAAUCAAAAUCAUUCCAAGAGCAUUUCAAAUAAGUCCAAAAGCGCAUGCUCGUCAGCACGUGACACAAUGUCGUCGUCUGUAUCGUCGUCUCAAAAACGUCCACUAAUGUCGAAACAAGCAUCAUCACCUCAGAGGCCUUUAUCAGUAACGAAAAAUGUGUUAAUCAACAAUUCAACAAAUAAUAGUGAACAUGUGUACACUUUAAAUUUAAUGUUGUUUUGUUUACUUAUUUCCGGUAUAACAUUUGCAGGAUUAUGCGCAGAUGUUGCUCCUUUGAACUUUGUAAUUUUAAUUUUUGCUGGACAGCUAAUUUAUAUGUUGGUGAAAUACCUUUGUAACUACUCGUAAUUUUACACAAAUUCGUUAUGUAAAGGUAAGAGUUACAAUUUGAAGGUAUUUGUUUUUCGUAUGCUAUACGUGCUACACAAAGGCAUCUCUCAAACCAAAACUACAACAAGUAUAAAAAUACCAUUGAAAUGGAUUUAUAAUCGUUAUACUAGUAAGUAGAUAAACUCAUUGUAUACGUGGGAGUUUCUAUUGUUUAUUGUCGCGAGACUCGAUAGAAUAUUCAUCAUUUAAUUUGAAAACUCAUCCAGUGUUUUCGUAAAGAAAGUUUGUCGAACAGGUAUUGUACUUUCAAUUGUAUUUUAAAACGCUGUGCAGCAAAGUAAGUCAAAGGUCGAUAUGUAAUUGCCUUUUAAACAUAUUGGGGUUAGGAACAUUUCUGUUGAAGCACACCGUAAUCGUGAUAAAAAAAAAUGUUGAAAGUUUUAAAAAAAAAUGAGGUGUUUACAGUUUUGUGUGUAAUAUUUCGUGUAGAGAUAUUUUUAUACAUGUGACAGCAUUAUUUUCAUAGCAAAACUAUAACUAAUAGGUGUUCAUCAGGUUGAAUGAUAAAAAUAAAUUAUCCAAAUGCGUU